UCCAUACUGACUAUUGAGUUAGUUCUAACUUUCUAAUUUACUAUGUUUUCUUUCUAUAGCAAACAAUGCAAUUCAUUUAAGACUCGGGCUAUUCAAGUGAAGAAUGGUUUGGAAAGUGGUCUUUCUGGAGUCAAUGUGCUUGUCAACCCGGAAAAGCCAAGAAGGGGAUGCUUUGAAAUACGGGAGGAAGGUGGUGAGAAGUUCAUCAGUCUUUUGGAUAUGAAGCGGCCAUUUACGCCAAUGAAGGCACUUGACAUGGACAAAGUCAUCUCUGAUAUUAUCGACAAGAUCAAAUAAUGACCUUCCAUGCGUUCUAGUGUAUUCUAGAUUUGUUCUUUAUGUUACAUUUUGCCCUUCCCAAACCCUACUUUAGCGGAAGUCUCAUGCAUUGGGCCUUUAUGUUACAUUUUGCUUGAACCAAACUGCGUAGAAUUGCCUUGUAACAUUGAUGACUAUUUGCAGAUCCCUUGGUACUUAUAAUUCCCUCUUGUUUGCUUGUUUUAUUUA
Molecule: messenger RNA, 507 nt
Organism: Camellia sinensis
Lineage: Eukaryota; Viridiplantae; Streptophyta; Magnoliopsida; Ericales; Theaceae
Source: RefSeq, a predicted model, not a curated record